Molecule: messenger RNA, 453 nt
Organism: Drosophila gunungcola (fruit fly)
Lineage: Eukaryota; Metazoa; Arthropoda; Insecta; Diptera; Drosophilidae
Product: histone H2A
Exons: 1
Coding region: 16-390 (124 amino acids)
Cellular component (GO): nucleosome
Molecular function (GO): DNA binding; protein heterodimerization activity; structural constituent of chromatin
Source: RefSeq, a predicted model, not a curated record
GUGAAAUAAAGCAAAAUGUCUGGUCGUGGAAAAGGUGGCAAAGUGAAGGGAAAGGCAAAGUCCCGCUCCAACCGUGCCGGUCUUCAGUUUCCAGUGGGCCGUAUUCACCGCCUGCUCCGCAAGGGCAACUAUGCCGAGCGUGUUGGUGCCGGCGCUCCAGUUUACCUGGCUGCCGUGAUGGAAUAUCUGGCCGCUGAAGUACUCGAGUUGGCUGGCAAUGCUGCUCGUGACAACAAGAAGACUAGGAUAAUCCCGCGUCAUCUGCAGCUGGCCAUUCGCAACGACGAGGAAUUGAACAAGCUGCUCUCCGGCGUAACCAUUGCCCAGGGUGGAGUUUUGCCCAACAUCCAGGCUGUUCUGUUGCCCAAGAAGACCGAGAAGAAGGCUUAAACGUUCCAAAAACAGAGCCAACUACAUACUUGUACAUAAAAACAAACCCAACCGUCCUUUUCA